GGGAGAGGGGAUACGGCGCAUGUGGAUGCACACGCGUCAUCGGUGCGAGUAAAGAAGAGAGGCCAAGGAUUCCCUACAGUGAGGGAGCUUUAUUCCCUCCACUCGACACCAAUCAGUGGUUUGGUGUACAACUUCAUCACAACGCCGGAGGAGCAAAACGACGCUAAGACGUGGAACAACCUAUCAGUUGCUGAAAACAUAUGUGCCCAGGACGUUCCAACAAAGGGCGCGGUCAAAGUACCUACGGCAUCUGCCACUCGUUACAACCCGCACAAGCAAGCUGCGGGAUCCCUACUCUGGCUCGACGCAGUAGAAUAUGGCAGGCGGAAUCACGAGCGAGGAUGUUGA
Messenger RNA from Closterium sp. Yama58-4, 348 nucleotides. NCBI's taxonomy places the organism in Eukaryota, Viridiplantae, Streptophyta, Zygnematophyceae, Desmidiales, Closteriaceae. The record is from the annotation of a GenBank genome assembly.